AUGAGUAAAAUGACUAAACCCAUUAUAGCACUCGACUGCGACGGUGUUCUACUCAAUUAUAACAAAACAUAUGGUCUGAUCUAUAGUCAAACAUUCGGUCAAGAAUUAAUUGUCGUCAAUCCUCGAUCUUAUCAUGCCAAAAACAUGUACAACAUCACCAUGACUGAUGAAGAAAAAAUAGAAUUUAACAGAGUAUUCGAUGGUUGGAGAAACAUGCCCAUGUUUGAUGGAGCUUUAGAAGCAUGUAAUCUACUGCGCGCAGCUGGUUACGAGUUGUUCUGUGUAACAGCCAUACCGGAAAAAUUUGUCCAAGCUCGACUAGAAAAUUUGCAGAAACAUGGCUUUUCAAUUGAUCGUGUUAUUGGAAACCCCACAUUUGACAUGCGAAACACUGCCGACAAAUUACGGGGCGGUUGA
Molecule: messenger RNA, 417 nt
Organism: Didymodactylos carnosus
Lineage: Eukaryota; Metazoa; Rotifera; Eurotatoria; Philodinida; Philodinidae
Source: the annotation of a GenBank genome assembly